AUGGCCAAAUACAGACUUAAAUUCUACGCCGUACGCACCGGAAGGAUUCCAGGGGUCUAUAAAACCUGGGCGGAAUGCGAACAACAGACGAAAGGAUUUCCAGGCGCCAAGCAUCAGUCAUUUUUGACACGUGAAGAAGCUCAGGCGUGGUAUGAAGCUCCCCAGGCGGGGCCGCAGCGCAUAUUCGAGACAGACGCCAAUUCUACCCUGGCAGAGCUUGCCAUGGACGUCUCUGAACAUCGCCAACCGGCUCCUCUAAAGGUCUAUGACGGUCCCGCACCAGAUGCGGCUUCUGGAGUCAAGCGUGAAAGAGAGGACGACUCUCUCGGCGGACGAGAAUCCAAGUCGGCGAAACGUGAAACCCAAGACCCCAGCGAGACCGACCCUACCGACCCUACCGACCCUAUAUUUCUCAUCGUUGACAACGACGGCGAUGAAGACUUGCAAAAACCCUCGGCCGGAGAUGCGGAAGAAGAACACCAACCCCCCGGCGAACCCGUCUUGUCCCCUCAACAAUCCAAGAUCCUCCACAUGAUCAUGGGGGGCGAGAACGUCUUUUUCACCGGUUCUGCGGGUACCGGUAAAUCAGUCUUGCUCCGCGCCAUCAUCAAGAUGUUUCGGGAGAAGGAGAAUGAGGUGAAUAGCAAGAUUGCGAGUCAGGGUUUGAGCGAGCUGUUGGGAAAUCCGAAUGCUCCUGGUAUGGAUACGAGCAGGUGGAAGUUGGCCGUGACUGCGAGUACCGGCAUGGCGGGAGUCAAUGUUGGAGGCUCAACAGUGCAUUCAUGGGCCGGUGUCGGGCUGGCCAAAGAAAACGCAAACGAUCUGUAUCACAAGGUCCAAAAGUCAAAGAUGACAAAAAGCAGGUGGCUGUCAACAGGCGCCCUGAUCAUUGAUGAAAUCUCCAUGAUUGAUGGCGACUUACUCGACAAACUCGACUACAUCGGCCAGAUGAUCCGCAAAAACCCCAGACCUUUCGGCGGCAUCCAGUGUAUCUUUACCGGCGACUUUUUCCAACUCCCACCGGUCCGAGCUAUGCGCUUCGCCUUUGAAGCCAAAUGCUGGUCCCACCUCUUUAGCUCGCGCAAUAUCAAAUCCCUCACCCGCGUGUAUCGUCAGGCGGAUACAAAGUUUAUUGAUAUCCUCGAAUCCAUGCGCCGCGGUAUCGUCACGGACGAGAAUAUGAACUUGCUACAAUCCCUCUCACGGGUUGUCGAGUAUCCAGACGAUAUCGAGCCUGUAACCUUGUUUUCGCUCAAAGCAGACGUGGACCGUACCAACGUCUCGAAGCUGAAUGCUCUUCCGGGGGAUGCAGUGACGUAUGAAGCGUGGGAUGCCCCGGGGAAGAAUGCUGGUGGCUAUGAAUUGAGUCAGGAGCAAGCUGUCAAGCAGCUCAACAAUUCGACCAUCUGGCCGGAAAAGCUGCCGGUCAAGAUUGGUGCGCAGGUCAUGCUUUGUACCAACCUUGGCGAUGGGAUGCUUGUCAACGGAUCAACAGGUACCGUAGUCGAACUCCUCACCAUCCGCGAAGCCUUGGUCAAAGGCUACUACUUUCCCCGCCCAAAAGACCAGGGAUUCAAUAUGGACGUCCUGUACCCCGUGGUAGCGUUUGCUCAGCCAAAGUAUGUCACCAAAAAGAUUCCAGAGAAGACUAUCAUUGCUGGCAUGUCUGUGGAGUGUAUCAAUGCCAUUGGUGGGGUGGAAGCUACGAGGCAUCAGGUGCCGUUGAUGCUUGCUUGGGCGUUGACUAUCCAUAAGAGCCAGGGCCAGACUAUCGAAAGAGUCAAGGUUGAUGUUGGGAGCGCCUUUGCUGAAGGCCAGGUGUAUGUGGCAAUAUCCCGAGCGGUCAGUCUGGAAACACUAGAAAUACGAAAUCUACUCCCACACAAGAUCAAAGUAUCUCCUAGGGUCAUCAACUGGGCCGCACCAUUGGAGAUCGCGCAGAAGGAGCAAGAGAUGAUUGAUGAGGCGGAGGAGAUUGCCAGGUCGGCUCAUGAAGCUUAA
This is a messenger RNA of Cryptococcus wingfieldii CBS 7118, 2001 nucleotides long. RefSeq lists its product as hypothetical. Bases 1 to 2001 code for a protein of 666 amino acids. The record is from RefSeq and is a predicted model, not a curated record. Gene Ontology annotation, molecular function: DNA helicase activity; ATP hydrolysis activity. Gene Ontology annotation, biological process: telomere maintenance; DNA repair. NCBI's taxonomy places the organism in Eukaryota, Fungi, Basidiomycota, Tremellomycetes, Tremellales, Cryptococcaceae. The transcript has 10 exons.